GAUUUUUUGAUACACCGAUAUUAGAAAAUAAACUGCUUAAUGGGAGAGAAUUAGUAUAUCUUCCGUCUCAAAAACGAACACACUUGGGAGAGUGAGGGUUGUAUAUUUGAGGGUGUUGGAUGUUACGGUAUUUUCUGUCCGUGUCGGUGCUGUUGACCACCGAGGAUACCUGACGGCUAACUCGACUGAUUGCCAUCAUUGCUGAACAAAGAAAUAAGGCUCGACAAAGCAUCGUGUCAGACAUCGGUCCUCUUCUGUGAUUAUUCUCCGCUCCAACUCCUCGGAGUGACAACCGGAAACGGUCCCAUUUGUUUGCCGGACCGCCUGUCGCCAUUUUCAAAACGGCGAAGCUUUAUUGCGCACAUCAGAGUGUUCAGCAAAGAAGUUUAAAUAAAGAGACGGAUCGUUUGAAUUACUGAAGAACAGAGGGAGCAGAACAUUCUGCCUCCCGACCACCAAACAAAAUGAUGGAGUUACCGAACUACAGCAGCCAGCUGAUGCAGCAGCUGUGGGCCCUGAAGAAGGAGGGCCGCUUCUGUGACUGCACCAUCCUGGUGGGAGACAGCAGUCACCGCGCUCACAAACUAGUGCUGGCUGCCUCCAGCCUGCUCUUCAGGUCUCUCCUGGAAGGCUCUGACACCAUCUCCAUCGACACGACUGUGGUUUCCUCACAGGAGUUUGGCUGUCUCCUGGACAUGGUCUACACCGGCAAGCUGCCCCUGGGCAAACACAACGUCAGCCGCAUCGUAUCUGCUGCAGACAGUCUCCAGAUGUUUGACGUAGCCGUGGGCUUUAAAAACAUCCUCACCAGCUUAGUGACUCAGACACCUCCGGUCCCAGUACAUUCUAUGCAAACCCCAACUCUCACCAAGAUCAAGAAAGCCCAGAGAGUUCACCCUGAAGGUUUAGCCUCAACCAGCAAGGAUGACUCACUUUCAGACAACAUGGAGAUUAGGGCUGAACUGAAGAAGGAACACUGUACAGGUGAAGGAGAGAACACAAAGGAACCGGCAUGCAAAAGACCCCGUGUGGAGCUCUCUGACACCUCAGGGUCUGAAGAAGCCAAAUACUCAGAAAGUGCAGCGGGAGACAACAGCAUGCAGGCAGCUGAGGUAUCCAGUGAGCCUGCUCUUCUAAAACGUUCCUCUCAGCUGGUGGAGCUUCUCACCACCAUGUCAUCUGUUGUGGAGCUGCUGAGCCAGGCAGCACAGUGCAGCCUGGAUGAACAGGACAGAGAGGUUGUGCUUCAGUGCUGUAAGGAGGCAGAUCCUAGCAAAGUGUUGGAAAAGCUGAUGAGUAAAGUGAAGGACAGACUGAUCAGUGAGGGAGCUCUUCUCAAACUGUUCCGUACCGUUGAGCAGAAAGCUUUAUCCUCCUUCCCCUCACCACUGCUCUCUCUGCUGGAAGAGGUGGAGAGGAACACACAGCAACCCGAUGAAAGCCCGCCUAGAGAGAAUGGUACCACAAGUGAAGAAAAACAGAAGGAAGAGGUGGAAGAUAAAAUCAGUAAGGAGGAGACUGAAGAGGACAAGAAAGAUACAAAUGCUACACCAGAAUCUUCAUCCCCUCCCCCCUCCUCUUCCCCUUCCUCCCACAGUAAGCCCUUUACCUGUCACUGGUGUAAAAAGAGUUUUGACUACAAGUGUCGAAUGCUGGCCCACACCAAGCGCUGCUCCAUGUCUCAGGAGUGUGAGCAGCAGUGCCCGGAAUGCCCCGAGAAACUGGCCAACCAGCGGGCUCUGCAGCGCCACCGGACUGAGGUUCACCGUAACACCGCACGGGUCAAGAAGAAAGUGGCCUGUGACCUCUGUGGGCGCACCUUCGCCCACCCAUCAGGUAUGAUUUACCACAAACGGACAGAACACUUUGAAGAGAAGCCCUUUGCUUGUGAGGAAUGUGGCGCCAAGUUUGGUGCCAACUCAUCUCUGAAGAAUCACAUGCGGCUGCACACUGGAGAGAAACCUUACCGCUGCAAACACUGUGACAUGAGCUUCAGUGUGGCUGCUGCACUAGCAUACCACACCAAGAAGAAACAUUCUGAGGGGAAGAUGUAUGUCUGUCAGUACUGUAAGGCUGUCUUCGCCCAAUCCAUAGAGCUGACGCGUCACGUGCGAACACACACUGGUGACCGGCCUUAUGUGUGUCGGGAAUGUGGCAAAGGCUACAGCCAGGCCAGUGGACUCACCGUCCACCUGCACACCUUUCACAACUUGUCGGAGCCCCAUGACUGUCAGAAGUGUUGUCUCAGCUUCUCCUCACUGGAGGAGCACCGGCAGCACAUCCAGGAGUUCCACCCAAAGGAGUUCCACAAGUGUCCCACCUGCAACAAAGUGUUCACCAGCACCGCACUGCUGGAUAAACACAAGGCCACACACACUGGAACCAAGCCGUUCAGCUGCGACCUCUGCAACAAGUCGUACCAGCAACUGUCAGGCCUAUGGUACCAUAACAGGACCAACCAUCCUGAUGUGUUUGCUAGUCACACCCGGCAGCUCAAGACCCUGGUCCAGUGUGACGUCUGCUUUAAGUUCUUCCCCAGUGCUGCCAGUGUGGCCAAACACCAAGCUGCUGAGCAUCAAGGCUCCGAGGCAUCGGCAGUGUGUUGCCUGUACUGCAAGGCUGUGCUGGGUGGGGAUGAGGAGAUGCAGGAGCACAUCUGCAGUCAGGGCAGCGAGGCGUUCAGCUGCCCCCUCUGCUCCCUGGUCUGCACCACCCAGCUGAAGCUGCAGGAGCACCUGCUCUCCUGCCACAUGGAGGCCCAGCAGGAGCAGGAGCAGGAGCAGGAGAGCAGAGAGGAGGAGCAGGCCUCCACCUCCUACACGGUGGUUUCAGCAGAUCCGACAGGGGCCAGAGAGGAAGGGACAUCGAUCCUGCCUGAGGAGCAGAGGCAGCUGAGAGCCGGACAGCAGCUGUUUGUAGCUCUAGCAGGAGGAAGAGAGGGCAGACCAUCAGCGGAGGUGGUGGAGGUGAACAUGUACGACCUGCUGAACAGCUCUGUCACCUUCAUCUGCGAGGACAAACCAUCAGGUCCGAACUCUUAACUGAGAUCUUUGAACCCUAGAGGGUCACGCAAGACACUGAACAGUUUUAUUUAAUCAUCAGUAUCACUGGGACGACCACAGACUGAGCCAGGGACCUUUAGUGUUGCAGGUCUCUGAUGGAGUUGUUGUGCCAGUUUAAAUGUGAUGACUGUGUUUUACUAAUGUCCUCUUUCAGAGUCUUGAAAGUUCCACUGGCCAUUUAUUGAACAUUCAGCAAUGACUGAACAAACUCCAUGCACUAGCAAAGACUCUCAGUGCUAAUAUUGAAUUUGUUAUAAGAUAAGGUUCAACAAAAGAUCAAAAAACAUCAUUCAGUCAUUUCUGAUGUCCCUCCCCGUCUGUGGCCCUCAGCACUGAAACCAGUGACUCCUACUGACGACACAAAUCUUUAAAAGCAGGUCACAAAUGUAGCUUCACUCUUUGAAAAAGCAGAAGGGUGAUGUCAAAAUAAAUUCUAUUUUUUAAUAGUUUUUAUUGAUUAUUGGUUUGGGUCUUUUCAUGAGAUUUGAGAACAAUAAGAAAAUAUAGAAAUCUGGCGUUGCUACCCUUAAAAUGAUGAAGCAAGAACGUCAUGUUACUGCGCUGUGGGCUGUUUCCUGGUACUGUAGCUGGAGGAACUGGUUCAACUGUUCUCACUGGGUUUCUGUCUGUGAUGGUUCUCAGUUGGAGAAACGUCACGAACAUUACAUGACACCCUCAAAACAUCCAGCAAUGCUCUCACCAGCGGGAACAAAACAAAACAAACCAAAAAAAUGGUGUUUAAGUGAGGAUUUGUGUCAUUGGAAAUAAAUUGAAAAGUUCAAGUUCAAAUGUACUUAUUUAUAACAGGAAGUUCACAGGCAGCAACCUGGUGACGAAAUCAGAUAAAUCCAAACCUACAGCUUCCUUUCUGAUCACCGCACAAGGUCUAAUUGAGCUUGAACAAAAAAAAAGUCUCAAAUAAAGUUUAAUGAUCCAAACAGAA
Molecule: messenger RNA, 4005 nt
Organism: Amphiprion ocellaris (clown anemonefish)
Lineage: Eukaryota; Metazoa; Chordata; Actinopteri; Pomacentridae
Gene: zbtb40
Product: zinc finger and BTB domain containing 40
Exons: 12
Coding region: 465-3041 (858 amino acids)
Biological process (GO): regulation of transcription by RNA polymerase II
Cellular component (GO): nucleus
Molecular function (GO): DNA-binding transcription factor activity, RNA polymerase II-specific; RNA polymerase II cis-regulatory region sequence-specific DNA binding; protein binding
Source: RefSeq, a predicted model, not a curated record